Messenger RNA from Symsagittifera roscoffensis, 853 nucleotides. Its product is annotated as calbindin-32-like. The record is from RefSeq and is a predicted model, not a curated record. The coding region runs from base 307 to 633 and encodes 108 amino acids. The transcript has 4 exons. Gene Ontology annotation, molecular function: calcium ion binding. Lineage: Eukaryota; Metazoa; Xenacoelomorpha; Acoela; Convolutidae.
GUUGCAGCCGUUGCACAACAACACACAUGAAAAUGUUUCGUUUUCUUAAACUAAAAUGUGGUAUACGCUUUUAAAUUCUAAACUGACUCGGUUGAAACAAGUUUCCGAAUUUUUAAAUAUUUACAUAAGUCUAUCCAUCUUCUAUUGUCUAGUGGCGUUAUAGUUGAAAGCAGUUUAGUACCAUUAUUAGAUAAACUUGAAACAACCAUUUUAUUUUAUUAACUCGAUAACACUCUAGGCUUGAAAGUUUGGUCAGAAAUUUAGCUUCUGUUGUUAAAGUAAAACACAUCGACUUUUCAUUCUGAUAUGGCUGGCGAGAAAGAAAAGGCAGCAAUCAAGAGUCUGCUGGAGGAUGAGACGGCCAUGAAAUGCAUCGUGGACAACAUCAUGACCGAGUUCGACAAGGACAAAAAUGGACAGCUGGACAAAGAAGAGACUAAAUUGCUUAUUAAACACUUCUUGUCUCAAAGCGAACUGUGUGACGAAGGUGACUUGCAAAUUCCGGAUGAGUUGUACAACAACAUUUUCCAGGCAUACGACAGUGACGGGUCGGGUGCGAUAGACAAGGACGAACUGGCCGGAUUCAUUAAACAACUCCUGGGCGAGCUACUCAGCGGGGAAGAGUCAGCGUGAUCGGAAAGUCAUCAAAAAAUCAAUCAUCACACCUGAAGAAAAAAAUAGUAAACUAUGACUAAUCAAUGUUGUUCGCAGCUGCACUACUGGAGUAUUUGUAAUGUUAUACGCAGACUUGUUUCUAGCAUGCUUAAAAUGUUUUAAUUUAUGUCACUUGUAUUUGGUUGUAGAUAAAGAGAGUAUGAUUCAUAAUUUGAAAAAAAUCAAUCUGUAAAAAUGU